AUGAACAUGCUCUCCAAUCCCAUACAGCUUGUUCACACAUCAGAUUUCCACAUCAACAUAGAAAACGAUCACAUCAUCCUGCAUGGCAAUGUCGAUGAAUCUGCUGGUGUCAUGUUGAGAGGCUCUGUUGUGCUCAACUGUCAUGAAACCACCAAAGUGAGAUCCAUCACACUCAAAUUCAUUGGCAAGGCCAAAGUAAACUGGACUGAAGGUCUCGGUUCUCAUCAACGUCAUUAUAAAGAGGAAAAGACCAUCAUCAAGCAUGAGUGGAGUUUCUUACCGUCUAAUCGCAAAACAUACCAUUUGCCCGAAGGUCAUUACAAAUGGGAUUUUGAAUUACCUUUGCCUGGCGAUCUUCCCGAGAGUGUUGAACAUGAUUUGGGCCAAGUGUACUAUCGAUUAAAAGCAGUAGUGGAGCGACCCACAUUCUCCAUGAACUACAAUGACCGAAGGAUGCUUCGAGUGUCCCGUGUACUACUGCCAUCCUCACUGGAAUUGACACAAUCUCUGGUUAUUUCUAAUAUCUGGGUUGACAAAUUAAGCUAUGACAUUAGUGUUCCCAGCAAAGUGUUUAGUAUGGGUAGCUUGAUACCAAUCACAUUUGCGCUGGUGCCGAUAGCGCAAGAUUUACAAGUUAGAUCAGUCUCAUGUGUCUUGAAGGAGUAUACAACGCUAUCAGCAGAAGAUCAUUCAAAGAUGGAGGGACGGGUGAUAAAGCAUCUACGGGACGAGAAUUUUGCUUCUGGCCCUGAUCCAUGGACAAAGACAGAAUUACUGCCUGUGCCAGACUGCACAUCGCAUUUGGUUCAGACAGACUCGCUAUGCGAUCUUAUCAAAAUUAAACAUAAACUCAAGUUUACUGUAUCACUCACCAAUGCAGACGGACACAUUUCAGAGCUGAGGGCAGCUAUUCCUGUUGUCAUUGCAGAAAUAUCGCCAGAGGAGGAUGAGAAUGCAUUGCCCGCUUAUGAAGAUGCGUGGAAAUCUGCACCCUAUGAUCCACAGCAAGUCGCAGCAUUGAUUGCCAGAGGCGACUUACCGCCUUCUAUUGCUAUCUCUGCACCCAACGAAGCAGCAAUUGGAGCCAACACCACCUUAUCGUCUUCAGAUACAGAUGAUGAGGAUCACACCCGACCCAGCACACCCAUCGGUAACACUGUGGCACCAGCAGACGGGGGUUUAACGCUUCCAUGGCAGGGCAUUGAUCUCUCAAGGGUGCCAUCCUACACCACGGCCAUUCGAUCCAAUCGACUCUAUAGCUUCUCUGGCUCAUUGCCUGGUUAUGAUUCACUGGUGGCAGUACCAGGCCGUAGUGGAUAA
This is a messenger RNA of Mucor velutinosus, 1320 nucleotides long. RefSeq lists its product as uncharacterized. The transcript has 4 exons. Bases 1 to 1320 code for a protein of 439 amino acids. Gene Ontology annotation, cellular component: plasma membrane; cytosol; cytoplasm. Gene Ontology annotation, molecular function: protein-macromolecule adaptor activity; ubiquitin protein ligase binding. NCBI's taxonomy places the organism in Eukaryota, Fungi, Mucoromycota, Mucoromycetes, Mucorales, Mucoraceae. The record is from RefSeq and is a predicted model, not a curated record. Gene Ontology annotation, biological process: ubiquitin-dependent endocytosis.